ACCAUUUCACUCGGUUCCUUUCCAGCUUCUGUCUGAGUGUGAGAAACGGCGAGAUGUCCGGACGCGGUAAAGGAGGCAAAGGACUCGGCAAGGGAGGCGCCAAGCGCCACCGCAAGGUUUUGCGGGACAACAUCCAGGGCAUUACAAAGCCUGCGAUCCGCCGUCUCGCCCGCCGAGGGGGCGUCAAGCGCAUCUCCGGGCUGAUUUACGAGGAGACCCGGGGCGUGCUGAAGGUGUUCCUGGAGAACGUGAUCCGCGACGCCGUGACCUACACCGAGCACGCCAAGCGCAAGACCGUCACGGCCAUGGACGUGGUGUACGCGCUGAAGCGCCAGGGCCGCACGCUGUACGGCUUCGGCGGCUGAGCUAGCGACUCCCACA
Messenger RNA from Chinchilla lanigera (long-tailed chinchilla), 381 nucleotides. Its product is annotated as histone H4. The record is from RefSeq and is a predicted model, not a curated record. The transcript has a single exon. Gene Ontology annotation, cellular component: nucleosome. Gene Ontology annotation, molecular function: DNA binding; protein heterodimerization activity; structural constituent of chromatin. NCBI's taxonomy places the organism in Eukaryota, Metazoa, Chordata, Mammalia, Rodentia, Chinchillidae. Gene Ontology annotation, biological process: nucleosome assembly. The coding region runs from base 54 to 365 and encodes 103 amino acids.